Messenger RNA from Dichomitus squalens LYAD-421 SS1, 309 nucleotides. RefSeq lists its product as uncharacterized. The transcript has a single exon. The coding region runs from base 1 to 309 and encodes 102 amino acids. NCBI's taxonomy places the organism in Eukaryota, Fungi, Basidiomycota, Agaricomycetes, Polyporales, Polyporaceae. The record is from RefSeq and is a predicted model, not a curated record.
AUGUCCGUCGAGGCCGAAGAGACUGGUAGGGGCAGCGGAGACGAGCUCGCAGAUGAUGCACCCAAGCCCACCCGACCCGUCCAGAAGGGCGAUGGCACAGUAAAUUACGCCGCUCUCCUGCGCGCAUCUAAUAUACGCGGCAACCUUGUUAGGGCGGAUGAGUCUGCGGAGUUGGAGGUUGUGGGCAGCUUCAUCGUCGAUUCCGGCCUGGCGUUCCUGUUCUUCAAGCACGCGCUCGAGCAGCCCCUUUCCGCUGUACCGCGGGAAGACCGGGAAGCGAUGAUAGAGACAUUCAUUGACGACGAGUGA